Molecule: messenger RNA, 1710 nt
Organism: Peronospora farinosa
Lineage: Eukaryota; Oomycota; Peronosporomycetes; Peronosporales; Peronosporaceae
Source: the annotation of a GenBank genome assembly
AUGCGUCCCCUUUUCUCAACUACGUUCAGUCUCGUGCUUCUCGCCGCAGACCAAGCUACAUCUGCCGUCAUUCGCUACGACUGGAACAUUACUACGCUCAACACAACCAUCUUUGAUGGUGUAAGGGGUACUCUUGGAUACGGCAUCAACAAUGAGCCGUGCGACGAACACCCUAUCAACGUCACGUUAGGUGACGAAGUAGAGGUUCACGUCAUAAAUCAACUUACGGAACAGACGUGCAUCCACUGGCAUGGACUGAGGCAAUUCGGCACGCAAGAAAUGGAUGGCGUUUCGGGCAUUACUCAAUGUCAGAUCCAACCUAAUGUGACGGCCAUCUACCGGUUCAAGCCCGAUAAGUGCGGCACCUUCUGGUACCACGGUCACGAAGAGGUGCAAUACGUAUAUGGCCUCCGUGGACCGCUCAUUGUCAACUGUCCACCCAAACAGAAACAAAGCUGGGAAAAGGACGUCUAUAAGGAGUAUACAGUGUUACUCACCGAUUGGUAUCACGACUUGCCUGUGGGUGCCCCAAUUUGGGACACUGUCCUUAUCAACAAUGUCGGGCGCUACAACUGCACCGUGGCAGAAGCUGCUGGCUUGGAAUGUGGCCCUGGGCGUCCACUGCCUCGGUUUCAGUUCAAGCCUGGGAAAAAGUAUUUACUUCGACUGAUCAACACGUCGGGCUUGGCAGCAUUUAAUGUCAGUAUUGACGGACAUACAUUCCAGGUAGUGGCAAGUGAUGCCGACUAUCUCAAACCUUCAACACCAGUCAAUUCAGUAUAUAUCAAUGUCGCCCAACGCUACGAUAUCCUCGUGCAAGCCAAGUCAGCUCCGUCUCAAAACCAAUUGCAAACCAGUCAGAAGCAGACGACGCCACUAGGCUCCUUCUGGCUACGUGUUCACUCGCUCUUUGGUCCUCCCUGGACAGCUCGAUUGGCUGAAGACGUUCCAGCAGGUUUCAAUCCUGACGCGCUUGCCAUCAUUGACUACGAGAGUGGGGCUACCGCAGACCCGACCACAUCGAGUUGGGCGACAAUUGUGACAAUUGGCGAGUUUGAAUACAUUCCAGCGGUUCCAGUGGUGCUUCCAACGUCACCCGACCAACGCAUUGUGGUGGAGGCAACUCUGGCCGUUCUGCCCCCGAAUCCAGGACUUUUCCUCGGAUAUAUCGCUCUCAAUGGUGGUCCCUUUAACUCGCUGGUGAUUCCUGACAGUCCACCACUAUUUACGAUCGCACAAGGCGCUAAUACCGAAGACCUCCCAGCCACAACCAACGCUAUCAAGUUGAAGCACAACGACCACGUAGAAGUGGUGGUGGUAAACUUGACGCCUGACCAGCACCCAUUCCACUUGCACGCUCAUUCGCCGUGGAUUGUUGGAAGCGGCCAUGCCUCGCGCGAUGCGAUCUUUGCGGGCAAUUUAACAACGUUGCGACUCAAUGGACCCAUGCAGCAUGACGUCUUUACAUUGCCGGAAUGCACAACAGACGCCUCGGGAGCUUGCACAGAUCUGGGCUACGUUGUCUUCCGCAUGAACGCCGACAAUCCUGGAGUGUGGCUUAUGCAUUGCCACAUUGAUUGGCACUUUGUGAUUGGGAUGGCCAAUCUCUUCAUAGAGGCGGAAGAUGUUCUUCAUGAAGAAGGUUUAGCAGCUUUCUCACCCAAUAUGGUGCUGAGUGUGUGCAGCGGAGCUGGAAAUUUCACUAUCUAG